This is a messenger RNA of Homarus americanus (American lobster), 1060 nucleotides long. RefSeq names its product myosin-2 essential light chain-like (gene Mlc-c). The record is from RefSeq and is a predicted model, not a curated record. Bases 68 to 511 code for a protein of 147 amino acids. Gene Ontology annotation, cellular component: myosin II complex. Gene Ontology annotation, molecular function: calcium ion binding; myosin heavy chain binding. NCBI's taxonomy places the organism in Eukaryota, Metazoa, Arthropoda, Malacostraca, Decapoda, Nephropidae. The transcript is spliced from 5 exons.
GUACAAGAAACACUGAGAGAGUUCAGUCUGGUGGAGGUAGAGCUGUGAGGUGGACGUCAACGGCAUCAUGGCAGCGUUUUCAGAAGACCAGAUUAUAGAAUUCCAGGAAGCUUUCUGCAUCUUUGACCAGAAAGGUGAUGGCAAAAUCCAAGUGUCACAGAUUGGAGAGGUGUUGAGAGCCCUUGGCCAGAACCCAACGGAAUCUGAUGUAAAGAAACUUUCUCAUCAGCACCGGCCAGAGGAAAGAAUCAGCUUUGAGGUGUUCCUGCCCAUUAUGCAGACUAUCUCCCGCCAGCGUCCAGUCGACACAGCGGAUGACUUCAUUGAGGGUCUUCGCCACUUUGAUAAGGAUGGAAACGGCUACAUUUCAUCUGCUGAACUCCGCCACCUGAUGACUCACCUUGGUGAAAAAUUGACAGACGAAGAGGUUGAGCAGUUGCUAGCUGGCCAGGAGGACUCACAAGGCAACGUCAACUACGAGGAAUUUGUUCGCCUUGUGCUAAAUGCCUAAGUUGUUUCAAAGCGUUGGAAUUAAGGAUGCAGUCAAUAUUUAUAUAUCUUAAUAAUGCUGGAUGCCUAGACAUGGUUACAUUCCUAUUAAUGUUGAACAUGAUCUGGUUAUAGAGGUUUCUGAGUGCUUCCGGUGACAUUCAGUAUACAAAUUUCAAAGCAUUUUCUUAUAUUUAUGUUAACCAUAAAUAUAUUUUCUUUUGUGUUUAUUUCAAAUUUCAAGUAGUUGAAUUGUGUGAUUGUUUAGUUGUUUCCCUAGUUCUUUAUGAUGGCCACUACUGUACUGUACUAGGACACAACUUCCAGUUGUUAGAAACCUUGUGUUAAUUUUUGUACUUAAGAAAAUCUUUUAAAGAAAAGCUUUGCAUACUAACCUUAAAUAGGUAUUAUAGCUUUGAGUUUUUUGAUAAAAAAAGCUAUUGGUGUUUAUGAAACACCUCUGAAAAUCAAGCAAAUCAAAAAUUCUGUUUUUGUAGCAACGACAUGAACUGUUCAGAGGUGACCUGUGCCUAAGAGAAUUGUUAAAUCUAUUAAAUUUUGUAUAAUUACA